Messenger RNA from Oryza brachyantha (malo sina), 2861 nucleotides. RefSeq names its product glycerophosphodiester phosphodiesterase GDPDL3. NCBI's taxonomy places the organism in Eukaryota, Viridiplantae, Streptophyta, Magnoliopsida, Poales, Poaceae. Gene Ontology annotation, biological process: lipid metabolic process. The transcript is spliced from 9 exons. Gene Ontology annotation, molecular function: glycerophosphodiester phosphodiesterase activity. The record is from RefSeq and is a predicted model, not a curated record. The coding region runs from base 144 to 2495 and encodes 783 amino acids.
CGCCACCGCUUUUUGCAGUGCGCCCUCUCUCUCUCUCUCGCUGCGCUCUCUGCUCUCCUCUUCCCACUCCCACCCGCGUGGACGGUGUUGCAACCGGCCGCGCGCGCGAGCAGCGAGCUGCCUUUCUGGAAGGUUCUGUUGGGAUGGUGGGGAGGAGUUGGGGUGGUGGGGGUGGUGGUGGCGGCGGCUCUGUCGCCGUGCAGCUGUGGCGGCGCUGCUGCCUCCUGCUGCUGGUCGCCGCCGCCGGCGCCGCCGCGCAGCGGUCACCGGUGCUGCCGCCCGCCUACAAGACCUUGUCCGGUAAUCCGCCCCUUGUUAUAGCUAAAGGUGGCUUUUCAGGAGUGUUUCCUGAUUCCAGUUCAAAUGCCUUCACUUUUGCGUUGACCUCUACCUCGAGCGCCACAACUCUGUGGUGCGAUGUGCAACUAACCAAGGAUGGUGUCGGAAUUUGCCUCCGAGAUUUACUUAUGAACAACUGCACCAGUAUAGACCAAACUUAUCCACAGGGAAAGAAGACGUACAUUGUCAAUGGCAAAAAGCAAGAUGGAUGGUUUCCUAUUGACUAUACAAUGUCUUCACUGCAAAGUGUUAUCCUAACACAGGCAAUUUGGUCUCGCCCCGACAAGUUUGAUUUUGCCUACCUUCCCAUCCUUCCUGUUACCAAUUUGACAUCCUUGGUCAAGCCAUCUUCUCUUUGGCUGAAUAUUGAGCAUGAUAUUUUCUACAGACAGCAUGGUUUGAAUAUGACAAAAUACAUCCUUUCAAUUUCAAAGAAUGCUGCGGUGAAGUAUAUCUCAUCGCCUGAAUUGGGUUUUCUCCGAAGUAUACUGGGAAGAGUUAAUCGUAAAACAAAGCUAGUGUUUCGCUUUCCUGAUGCAGCCAGUUCUGAUCCUUCUUCAAACCAAACAUAUGGUUCUUUGUUGAGUAAUUUAACAUUUAUUAAGACUGUUGCCUCUGGCAUAAUAGUUCCCAAGGAGUACAUUUGGCCAGUGGCACCUAAUAACAACUAUAUUCAGCCUUCCAAAUCUAUUGUCGGAGAUGCCCACAAUGCAGGUUUGGAAAUAUAUGCUUCUGACUUUGCAAAUGAUAGAAUUAUCCCUUAUAAUUACAGCUAUGAUCCGGUGGAAGAAUAUUUGCAUUUUGUUGGUAACGGUAACUUCUCUGUUGAUGGAGUAUUAACAGAGCACCCAGUUACUGCAGCGAUGGCUAUUGGUUGUUUCACUAAUUUGAAUGUAAGCAGUAAGACAGAUCAUGGGAACCCAUUAAUUAUCUCCCACAAUGGUGCUAGUGGAGACUACCCAGACUGUACAGAUCUGGCUUAUCAGAAAGCGGUUGAUGAUGGCGCAGAUGUCAUUGAUUGUACUAUUCAGAUGACCAGUGAUGGAGUUCCUAUAUGCAUGAGUUCAAUUAACCUGUUUGACACCACUAACGUUCAGAGAACCAUUUUCAGUUCUCGUGCUUCUAUCAUCAGAGAGAUUCAGACAACUCCAGGAAUCUUCACAUUCAAUCUUACUUGGGCUGAAAUUAGCAACAGUGAUUUGAAGCCCAAGAUAUCUUCCCCAGAGAGUUUAUUUUAUCUUGUAAGGAACCCAUUGUACCAAAAUGCAGGAAAAUUCUUCAGGUUAUCUGACUUUCUAGCAUUUGCGAAAGAUAAGGAUCUUUCUGGCAUCAUGAUCAUCAUAGAGAAUGCUGCAUUUAUGGCAGAGUCAUUAGGUUUCGACGUUGUUCAAUCUGUAGCCAAUGCCUUAAGUGAUGCUGGUUAUAAUAAUCAAACUACAGAAGGCAAGGAUGUUAUGAUCCAGUCGAAAGAUAGUGCUGUUCUUGUCAAAUUGAAGCAGCAGGAAACCAAAUACAAGCUUGUUUACACUCUCCCACCAAAAAUUGGGGAUGCAUCUGCUUCCUCACUUGUAGAUGUGAAGAAGUUUGCUGAUGCUGUUGUUGUUCAGAGGGUAUCUAUUUUCCCCACAAGCCAGGGAUUCAUCAUGAGGGAAACAAAUCUUAUGAAAGAUCUCCGUUCUGCUGGGCUAGCUAUCUAUGCACAGGUGUUCCGGAAUGAGUUUGUAUCACCACCAUGGGAUUUCUUUUCUGAUGUGACGGUAGAAAUCAAUACCUAUGUUCAAUCAGUUAAGAUUGAUGGCUUCAUAACUGAUUUCCCGAAGACAGUCAAAAGAUACAAAAUGAACUCCUGUAUGGGUCUGGGAGAUAACAUGCCUCAGUACAUGUUGCCUGUGGAAAUCGCCGGCCUCGCGCAGCUACUCAACGGCAGCACGGUUCAGCCACCAGCUCUGUCACCAAUGCCAGUACUGAGCUCAUCAAACGUCACUGAACCACCUCUACCUGCUGCGGUGCCAAAGAAUGCAUCUGGUGGUGGUAGUGGUAGUGGUGGCACCCCGGCACCCGGCGUGCCGCCCUCUGCCGCUCACCCUGCUUCUGCUACCACAAGAACCGGCAUUCUGCUGAUGGUAACAGUGAUCUGCGCAUCUCUGCACGUCUGAUCUGACAUCAGUUGUUGAGGCUGUGUAAUUGCUGUUCAGUUUUCAGAUUCUCCAUAGUUCUGGGAAAGCUGCUGUCUAUCCAUGUUGGAUCUAGAUGUUUUGGGGGGAAACCUCUGAAUAUUUGUUUCUUCCUGCUGUGUAAAUCUGUUUAUAGGAGAAGGGCUACAUUGUCAAGCAGCCACUGAAGCCUAAUGUCUGAUAAGUGUAGAAAUACAUUGCUGACUCAAAGCUGGGAGCUUCAGUGUAAUGUUGGAGUAAUUAAUUUCAUCUCCUGUCUGAAGAGAUGCAUUUGGUGAUAAUGAUUCCACAUGAAGAGUUUGGAUAGAUCUGGGCUAGCUUAUUCCCCAGUUUACUUAACCAUAAUAA